Molecule: messenger RNA, 9809 nt
Organism: Ostrinia nubilalis (European corn borer)
Lineage: Eukaryota; Metazoa; Arthropoda; Insecta; Lepidoptera; Crambidae
Gene: ACC
Product: acetyl-CoA carboxylase
Exons: 53
Coding region: 81-7235 (2384 amino acids)
Biological process (GO): fatty acid biosynthetic process
Cellular component (GO): mitochondrion
Molecular function (GO): ATP binding; metal ion binding; acetyl-CoA carboxylase activity
Source: RefSeq, a predicted model, not a curated record
UUUUUAUUUAGGUAUGUAAGUUUAGUGAGGUACAAGUCGCGUUGGGAUUCAGUUCUGUGCGCGGGAGUGUGUGUUGUUUAAUGUUCAUUUAUGUUGUAAUAAUCGGAAUCAUUUUUAGCUUUUUAUUGAAAUUUGUGUUCGGGGAACGCUGGGAACAAGAAGGUACUCCCAUGGCAGACAACCAGGAGCAGCGCUGCUCUUCCAGUGAGAGCGACAACUUCGAGAAGAUUGACUCCGACGAAGUCCGGCAGGAUGAAAACGGCGACCCAGUUACCUUCAAAGUGGGCGACGAAGACCCAGACCCAGGGUUGGAUGAACCAGCCCACGAGGGUAGAGACACCUUUCCUAACGCACCCACACCUAACAUACGCAGACCGCUGACGGUGGCUCAACAACUGGCACUUGCUGAGAGGAGAAGUAAGCUACGGCCUUCUAUGUCCCAGGGGACUGUGAUCCACAGCCAGCGAUUCCAAGAGAAGGAUUUCACUAUCGCCACACCCGAAGAGUUUGUGCGACGGUUUCAAGGCACCAAACCUAUUAACAAGGUUCUGAUCGCUAACAACGGUAUCGGCGCCGUAAAAUGCAUGCGAUCAAUCAGAAGAUGGUCGUACGAAAUGUUCAAGAACGAACGCGCGGUUCGCUUCGUCGUUAUGGUGACGCCCGAAGACUUGAAAGCCAACGCAGAGUACAUAAAGAUGGCCGACCACUAUGUGCCCGUGCCUGGCGGGUCCAACAACAACAACUAUGCCAACGUAGAACUUAUUGUGGACAUCGCUGUGAGGACGCAAGUGCAGGCUGUCUGGGCCGGUUGGGGGCAUGCUUCCGAGAAUCCCAAACUGCCGGAACUACUCCACCGAGCGGGCGUGGUCUUCAUAGGACCACCAGAGAAGGCCAUGUGGGCUUUAGGAGACAAAAUUGCGUCGUCCAUCGUCGCCCAGACUGCUGAAAUUCCCACGCUGCCUUGGAGCGGAAGCGAACUAAAGGCCGAGUACAACACCAAGAAAAUCAAGAUAUCUUCGGAACUGUUCGCCCGCGGUUGUGUCACCACGCCCGAGCAGGGGUUGCAGGCUGCACAUAAGAUUGGGUUCCCCGUGAUGAUAAAGGCCUCCGAAGGUGGAGGUGGUAAAGGCAUCAGGAAGGUCGAGAACCCCGACGAUUUCAACAACAUGUUUAGACAGGUGCAAGCCGAGGUGCCCGGCUCGCCAAUAUUCGUGAUGAGACUGGCCAGGUCUGCCCGUCACUUGGAAGUCCAGUUGUUGGCUGAUCAGUACGGUAACGCGAUAUCUCUGUUCGGUCGCGACUGCUCCAUCCAGCGUCGUCAUCAGAAGAUCAUUGAGGAAGCCCCUGCCGCCAUAGCCAAGCCUGAAGUCUUCAUUGAAAUGGAAAAGGCCGCCGUCCGCCUAGCCAAGAUGGUCGGCUACGUCAGCGCCGGAACAGUAGAAUACCUGUACGAGCCGGCCACAGGCCAGUACUACUUCCUGGAGCUGAAUCCGCGGCUGCAGGUCGAGCAUCCGUGCACUGAGAUGGUGGCCGACGUCAACCUGCCCGCCGCGCAGCUGCAGAUCGCCAUGGGUCUCCCUCUGUACCACAUCAAAGACAUCCGCCUCCUCUACGGGGAAUCCCCAUGGGGCAUGACCCAGCUGGAUUUCGACGAGCCCAAGCAAAGACCUUCACCAUGGGGCCACGUCAUCGCAGCUAGGAUCACCUCGGAGAACCCUGAUGAAGGUUUCAAGCCAUCGUCUGGUACAGUGCAAGAGCUGAACUUCAGGUCUUCUAAGAACGUGUGGGGUUACUUCAGUGUGGCCGCUUCUGGUGGCCUCCACGAGUUCGCCGAUUCUCAGUUCGGACACUGCUUCUCUUGGGGCGAGACUAGGGAGCAAGCUAGAGAAAACCUGGUCAUAGCCCUUAAAGAGCUGAGCAUCCGCGGCGACUUCCGCACCACCGUCGAGUACCUCAUCACGCUGCUGGAGACGGCCUCCUUCCAGGAGAACAACAUCGACACCAGCUGGCUGGACGCGCUUAUUGCUGAGCGGGUACAAUCAGAGAAGCCGGACAUCAUGCUCGGAGUCCUCUGCGGAUCCAUUCUGAUCGCAGACAGCAUCAUCACAGCGCACCUGCAGGAGUUCAAGAGCGGCCUUGAGAAGGGUCAAAUCCAAGGGUCCAGUCAGCUAUCCAACUGCGUAGACGUGGAGCUGAUCCACACGGGAUCCAAGUACAAGGUCACAGCUACCAAGUCGGGGCCCACUUCUUAUUUCCUCGCCAUGAAUGGUAGCUUUAAGGAGUUGGAGGUGCAUAAGCUCACUGAUGGGGGCACUCUCUUAUCAGUUGACGGCGCGUCCUUCACCACCUACCUAAAAGACGAGGUAGACAAAUACCGCAUAGUCAUCGGCAACCAGACGGUCGUCUUUGAGAAGGAGAAAGACCCGUCUAAACUCAGAGCGCCAUCUGCCGGGAAACUGAUCAACACGCUGGUGGAAGAUGGCGGCCAUGUGGAAAAGGGACAGCCGUACGCUGAGAUUGAGGUGAUGAAAAUGGUGAUGACUCUGUCCGCGCCCGAAUCCGGAAAGGUGACGUGGAACAUCCGCCCUGGCGCUGUGUUGGAUAUGGGGACUCUUAUGGGAACCCUUGAACUCGACGACCCGUCCCUAGUGACGACAGCCGUGCCAUACAAGGGCCAGUUCCCGAUGGAAGACAACCCGCCAGUGUCGGAGAAACUGAAUCAUGCCCACAACAAAUACAGGGCCAUACUCGAAAACACGCUCGCUGGCUACUGUCUUCCCGAGCCCUACAACACGCCUCGCCUCCGCGAAGUCGUCGAGAAAUUCAUGCAGAGUCUACGCGACCCGUCGCUACCGCUGCUGGAGUUGCAAGAGGUUCUAUCUUCAACUUCCGGCCGAAUCCCCAUCGCUGUGGAGAAGAAAGUGCGCAAACUGAUGGCGCUAUACGAAAGAAACAUCACGUCCGUGCUAGCUCAAUUCCCUAGCCAGCAAAUUGCUAGCGUUAUUGACCAUCACGCCGCCUCUCUAGCUAAGAGGCAAGACAGAGACGUAUUCUUCAUGAGCACACAAGCACUGGUGGUCUUAGUGCAGAGAUACAGAAACGGCAUCCGUGGACGUAUGAAGGCAGCCGUCCAUGAUCUACUCAAGCUAUACUAUCAGGUGGAGAGCCAUUUCCAGCUCGGUGCAUACGACAAAUGCGUGGUGGCUCUGAGGGACCGCUACAAGGACGAUAUGCAGACCGUAGCCAACAUCAUAUUCUCGCACAACCAGGUGCCGAAGAAGAAUCUACUGGUGACCCUGCUUAUCGACCACUUGUGGUCUAACGAGCCUGGUCUGACUGAUGAACUGGCAGCGACCCUCAACGAACUGACGUCACUGCACCGAGCCGAGCACAGCCGAGUCGCACUUAGAGCGAGACAGGUCCUCAUAGCAGCCCACCAGCCGGCCUACGAACUCCGCCACAAUCAGAUGGAGUCUAUAUUCCUUUCCGCCGUCGACAUGUAUGGACAUGAUUUCCACCCUGAGAACCUUCAGAAGCUUAUACUGUCCGAGACGUCCAUCUUCGAUAUACUCCACGACUUCUUCUACCACACUAAUGCAGCUGUAUGCAACGCGGCGUUAGAAGUGUACGUUCGCCGCGCUUACACGUCGUAUGAGAUACAGUGCUUACAACACCUCGCGCUGUCGGGAGAGCUGGGAGUUGUGCACUUCCAGUUCGUGCUGCCUACCGGACACCCUAACAGGAUCCCAAUCAGCCAAUCUGAGAUUGAGCUCUCAGCAGCGCAAGACCAGGAAGGCAUUCCAGCGGAACUUUGCACUGCAGCCAUGAGGAAAUGUCAUCAUAGAACUGGAGCUCUUGCUGCGUUUGACUCCUUCGACCAGUUCGUGCAAUAUUCUGAUGAGUUGCUGGACUUGGUACACGAUUUUGCCAGCACUGCUUCUGUUAGACGCGAGGACCUCCAAGCGCUGCAAGAAGGCAGCGAGAGCCGCGAUAGCACCAGCAUCAACGUAGGAGACUACGCCAAAAUGCCGGACGCUGAAGACGUGCCUUUAGAACCAAUUCACAUCAUCAUGGUUGGAGUCAGAGACAGCGGUGAAAGCGACGACAGCGUCAUAGCGAGACGCUUCGGAAACUUCUGUCGUGCCCAUAGACACGAAUUACACCAGAAGCGAGUACGAAGGAUCACCUUUAUGGCGCUUGUCAAGCGUCAAUUCCCCAAAUUCUUCACGUACCGAGCUCGCAACGACUUCAUUGAGGAUACCAUCUACCGCCAUCUUGAACCGGCUUCUGCCUUCCAGCUUGAAUUAUACCGAAUGAGGAGUUACGAGCUAGAAGCGCUUCCUACCAGCAACCAAAAGAUGCACUUGUACCUGGGCAAAGCUAAGGUGAAGAAGGGCCAAGAAGUGACAGACUACCGUUUCUUCAUCCGGUCCAUCAUCAGGCAUCAAGACCUCAUCACUAAGGAGGCCAGUUUCGAGUACCUUCAGAACGAGGGCGAAAGGGUGUUACUAGAGGCUAUGGACGAACUCGAAGUGGCGUUCUCUCAUCCGCUAGCAAAGAGGACAGAUUGCAACCACAUCUUCUUGAACUUCGGACCGACGGUCAUCAUGGACCCUGCUAAGAUCGAAGAAUCAGUGCUCGGCAUGGUGAUGAGAUACGGCCCCAGGCUGUGGAAACUUAGGGUUCUGCAGGCGGAGAUCAGAUUCACUCUGAGGAUCGGACCCGGAGCGCCCACCAAGAACGUGAGACUAUGCUUGUCCAACGGAUCCGGCUACUCUCUGGACAUUUACACCUACGAAGAGGUCUCCGAUCCUAGGACUGGAGUGAUAAUGUUCCACUCAUACGGAGCCCGCCAAGGCCCUAUGCACGGCCUGCCGAUAUCAACGCCCUACGUCACCAAAGACUACCUGCAGCAGAAGCGGUUCUUGGCGACGUCCCAAGGCACGACGUACGUCUACGACAUGCCUGACAUGUUCCGACAGACCGUUGAAAAGAGGUGGAGAGAGUGCAUCGAAGAAGGAACCGUCGACGGUCCGAUGCCAGACAACGUCAUGAGCAGUGUGGAGCUGGUCAUAGAGCCAGACGGCGAAAGACGAGUCGUGGAAGUGACGAGGCUGCCCGGACAGAACACUGUGGGCAUGGUGGCGUGGCGUCUAACCCUCUUCACGCCGGAAUGCCCCGAUGGCCGAGACAUCAUCCUGAUCGCCAACGAUCUGACGCACUUCAUGGGGUCUUUCGGGCCACAGGAAGACUGGGUGUUCUACAAGGCAUCGCAGUACGCGAGAGAACGGAAGAUUCCUAGGAUAUACAUAAGUGUCAACUCUGGUGCCCGGAUAGGCGUGGCAGAAGAGGUGAAAUCCGAGUUCAACGUGGCCUGGGUGGACGCGGAGAGGCCCGAGCGAGGCUUCAAGUACCUGUACCUCACGCCCGAGGCCUGCUCCAAGCUGGGCGCCGUCGGGGCCGUGAAGACGCGCCUGGUGGAGGACGACGGCGAGCCGCGCUACAGGAUCACCGACGUCAUCGGCAAGGAGGACGGCCUGGGCGUGGAGUGCCUCAGAGACGCCGGCCUCAUCGCCGGGGAGACCGCACAGGCCUACGAAGACAUCGUCACGAUAUCCGUGGUCACUUGCAGGGCCAUUGGCAUAGGGUCUUAUGUGGUCCGCCUCGGCCACCGCGUCAUCCAAGUGGAGUCAUCGUACAUCAUCCUCACAGGUCAUGCCGCUCUCAACAAAGUGCUCGGACGCCCUGUAUACGCCAGCAACAACCAACUGGGAGGCAUAUCUAUAAUGCACAAUAAUGGUGUCUCACACGCUUCUGCGCCGACCGACUUGGAAGCGAUCAGGACCGCUGUGAGGUGGCUGGCGUUUGUGCCCAAGGACAAACUAAGCAUGGUGCCCAUAAUGCGUUGCGCCGACCCCAUAGACCGACCAGUGGAGUGGGUCCCGCCUCGUGCGGCCCAUGAUCCGCGACUUAUGCUCACGGGGGACGCGGCCAAAGCGGGCUUCUUCGAUCACGGCUCGUUUGAUGAGAUCAUGAGGCCGUGGGCUCAGACUGUCAUUACUGGUCGCGCUCGCCUCGGCGGUAUCCCUGUAGGCGUGAUAGCGGUGGAAACGAGGACGGUAGAGAUUACUCUACCCGCAGACCCCGCCAAUCUGGACUCCGAGGCCAAGACUGUGCAGCAAGCUGGACAGGUGUGGUUCCCCGACUCCGCCUACAAAACGUCUGAGGCCAUCAACGACUUCUCCCGCGAGAACCUGCCCAUCAUCAUCUUCGCCAACUGGCGCGGGUUCAGCGGUGGUCAGAAGGACAUGUACGAACAAAUCCUGAAGUUUGGUGCGGAGAUCGUGCGAGCCUUAAGGGGGGCCACAGCACCCGUCAUAGUCUAUAUCCCCCCCGGGGCCGAACUAAGGGGCGGCGCGUGGGCGGUCGUCGACCCCAGCGUCAACUCGCUCAGGAUGGAGAUGUAUGCCGACCCCGAGGCCAGGGGCGGAGUGCUGGAAGCCGAGGGUAUCGUGGAGGUGAAGUUCAAGCAGCGCGACAUCCUCAAGACAAUGCACAGGAUGGACCCCGAACUGUUGCGUCAGAGCGCUAGGAUUGCGGAAUUAAAAGAACAAAUCAAGGAAAUAUCGAAGAAUCUCGACCGACGCGGCUCCAUCGACGAUGUGUUGAUCAAGACUGACGUCGGUAAACAAGCGGAAUCCAAAGUACGUGAGCUGGAAACCGAGCUCCUCGCCGCCGAGAAGGCAGUGAAGGCUCGCGAAAAGGAGCUCAGCCCGAUCUACCACGAGGUCGCGGUGCAAUUCGCGGAACUACACGACACGGCUGAAAGGAUGCUGGAGAAAGGAUGCAUAUUCGACAUAAUCCCAUGGCGCGACUCCCGCCGGCUGCUAUACUGGCGUCUCAAGCGCCUCCUCCGACAGAACGAGCAGGAACGAAGGGUCCAAGCAGCCAUGGGCCCCACUAUGGACCAGGGGGCCGCCGCCGCUACGCUUAGAAGGUGGUGCGCGGAGGAUAAAGGAGAAACUCAGUCCCACCAGUGGGAGCACGACAACGAGGCGGUGUGCAAGUGGUUAGAGGCGCAAGCUGCCGAUGAGAAUUCAGUGCUGGAGAGAAACCUGCGAGCCAUUAAGCAAGACUCUGUACUGCAAACUGUCAACUCGCUUGUAUUGGAACUAACACCUUCCCAACGCGCCGAAUUCAUAAGAAAUUUGUCAUCAUUAGACUUGGACCAGUAAAGCUUAUUUCCCAAAUAAUACCCACAAUAUUUGCAUUAUAAUAUAAAAACACAUUAUUUGAAAAUAAUGAUACAGAUUUAUCAUUACUACAAUUUGUAAUGAUAGUGAUUUUAUUUUCAUAAAUAGUGUUGUAAACGUUAAAUGGCUGAUAUAUUUCAUAUCGCUAUAGAUAGGAGAGGCAUGUUUCAAUAAUAUACGUAAUAUACAUAUAAUAAUGUAUUAGAAAUAAUGAAUUGCUUAUAGAAACGCUUAUAUGCAAUAUUUUUUUCAAAUUAAAAAACGUCUUACAUUUAUUUCCGUUGCUGAUUUUGUGGGUUUUAAUAAUUAGUUGAUUUUAUGUUUGUAUAACAUAAUUUACACAUUAAUAAAACACAUCAUGUAAGCUAUACUUUAUUUUUCUAGAGAAUACGUUAUUUGCAACGCCAAUUAUUGGUAUCAUUAAAGAUUGUAAUUAUUAUUUAAUCAUCUUAAUGAUAAAAAUAAACAGUGUGAUAUAUUCUCUACUAAAAUAAGUCGUUGUAUAGUUUAAUUAGAUUAGUUCUUACAGAUUUAUUUAUUUUAUAUUUGCGAACAAAUUAUAAUUCAUUUUAUAGAUAAAUGAAUGUAUGAAUGGUUAUUUGGUAGAAGUCAAACAUGAGUUAUAAUUAUUAACUGCUUUAAAUAAAUACUUGCAGGUAUGAAAUAAAUUCAAUCAUUAAUGAUAAUUUUGCAAAACAUGUCAUUUUUUAAUGAAUGGCCUUCAAACAUUCCAAGGGUUUCUCUGAAAUGAAACAAAAUUAAAUCUUCAUAUUAAAACUUAUUUAUAAUUAUUUUUAAACAAACAUUCGGGUCUUUUUGCCAUAGUUUUAUCACAAUCUUCUAUUAGCCAUAGUAAACGAUUGUUUAUAAUAUACCCGACAGCGUAGAAGAGGGUAAUGUUUUUUUAUAUUUGUACGCGUAAUUAUGUCAGUUUUUGAAAUCUUUUAGGUGCUUUUGUAUGAAAAAAACAAAUAAUUUCAAAAUACAUAUUCUAGGUGCAGCGCUUAACUUAGUCAGUGCCUGAGGCAUGGGAGCGGCACGGGAGGGUGUUUUUGAGACGUCAAAUGUCAGCGAUAUAGAUGACCCACGCUGAACUGUCCCACCAAACUCAAUGACAGGGGGGCGCUACCAUCGUUCAACUAUAUGGCUUCCAACAUGGCAAAAAUCGGAACCAGCGAUCCGGUAUUGACGGUGGCGCCCCGCUGUCAAUGUCAUGCGUAGGACAGUUCAGUAUUUUGGAACUAUACUUCAGAUUUCUUUCAAAUUUGUAUGCUAACGUCAUAAUAAUAAUAUAGUUCUAAAAUACUGAACUGUCCUACGCAUGACAUUGACAGCGGGGCGCCACCGUCAAUACCGGAUCGCUGGUUCCGAUUUUUGCCAUGUUGGAAGCCAUAUAGUUGAACGAUGGUAGCGCCCCCCUGUCAUUGAGUUUGGUGGGACAGUUCAGCGUGGGUCAUCUAUAUGUCAAUGUCACCCCUCACUCCCAUACCUCAAGCACUGAUUGAGUUAAGGGCUAGACUUAUAAUAUAUUUCACUAUGGUGUACGUUUGUAUUUUUCACGAAACCUAUAGCUGUCUUCAAACUAUUCCUAUGUUAGCACAAUUAUUUACAUUCCUAUACUUAGUUAUAUUCCUUUAUUAUGUUUGUUUGUUGAUUUGUUAUCUGUUUGUGAUUACGUUUUUAUUUUAAUUGUGUCGAUAGCAUUGCGUUUUCAUGAUGUACAGGUUGUUUUUUAAUCAUAUAAUUUUUUUCAGUUAUAUUUUAAAAAGAAGUUCUAACCGAAUAAAAAAGUUUCUCUCUUUCUUUCUUUAAUCAAUAUCAAAACACUCUUUAUUUAAACACACACACUGUAUAAUAAUGAAAACCAAAAUGCUAUCGAUAAAAAAUCGGCAUAUAUGAACACAAAAUCGAAUGAAAUUCGAUUAGUGCAAUCGAUUUAUCGGCAAACUUAGUUGUAUAACUUGCUGUGUCGAAAUAUAACAAAAGUUUACACAAACAAAAAUAAUUUGGUACAUUUUGAAUGAAAAUGGUGCUUUUUCAGUUUCGUUUUCGAUGUAAUUAGUUAUACAGUUUUGCCAAUUUUAGUUCAAUGCAUGUUAUGUUUAGUGAGUAAUACCCCGUUUUCUGAAAAUUCAAUCGAAUUGCAAUACAGCAAUAUAUUUUAUCAUCAUCAUCAGAUAAUUUAUUCUCCACUGCAGGAGCACGACCCUCUAAUUGACCAGAGGCAAGAGGAUUUGUCCUACACUCCCCACGCUGGCCAGACGGGCUGGGGAUGUUAUAUUUAUGUAAACAUUUUUUAUUUAUUUUAUUUAGUAGGACAACCUACAUUAUAUUAUUAUUAUGCAUUUAAAUACGUUUAUCCGUUAUUAUAAUUAGAGAAACUUAAAUAAUUCAAUGGAACAUUCAGAAAGCGGGGUAGCCUAUUUAUUUUUGUAAAAUAGGCAACAAUACGAUGGUUUAAAUUAUUUAUGAUAAUUAGGGAUGGUACGGUCGUAGGGGGCGGAUAGUGACACGUUGCUAUAGAUGUAGUGUUAUGUAAUAAAUGAUUGAAAAAUA